Messenger RNA from Aspergillus costaricaensis CBS 115574, 858 nucleotides. RefSeq lists its product as uncharacterized. Lineage: Eukaryota; Fungi; Ascomycota; Eurotiomycetes; Eurotiales; Aspergillaceae. The record is from RefSeq and is a predicted model, not a curated record. The transcript has 4 exons. Bases 1 to 858 code for a protein of 285 amino acids.
AUGAGGGUCCGUUUAAUUCCACUCGCCCUGGUGGCUGUCGGCAUAUUUAUAUUGAGCUGGGCCGCACUAUCUAAGUCCUGGACAGGCUCCGGUGAAAAUGUGGCAUUCUGUGCGGAUUGCUUAGGCUAUGUCAGAGACGUCGAUACGAUGUUCCAAAAGAAUACUGGAGCUUGGGCCAACUCGCAGUUCUUUCGUUACGCACUCGAUAAAUCGUGUCGAGGUCGGAUUUUGAUUACCGGUCGAUGUCUGCAGUAUCGACGCCGGCUUCUUGAGAAGCCAGCGAUUUCCAUGUCGCAACUUGAUAGUCCACAUGAGGCCUUCAGCACAAGUCAGGGCAGAAGAAGCGGCAUACAACGCCCACAGAACUUGGAGAUCUGCUAUACAUUGCUCAGAAUGCUGAGCAAGAUUCACAAUGCUGCCUCCCUCAAAGGCGGCGAUCCGAUCGACUCAGAAAAUAACAAAUAUCUUAUAUACAUACCUAUACCAGAGCUCCGAAGCCAAAUAUAUGGCCAUAUCUUUGAGCCUCAUGGGGUUGGCCUUGUGCCACAGAGCGAGAGAAAGGUCGAAGGGAGCACUCGAGAAGGCUCCGGCCUCAACUAUUUCAUGGACAACUACGGCCACGUAACUCGGUUACACCCUCCCCAGUCAUGCUUCAUGUCCCUUCCACGAGCGGGACUUGACUUCAUAAUUUUUCCGAUUACCACUCCGAUCGCACAUUCCUCGAUGCAGAUGGAGGAAGCGCUACUCAUCCUAUGCGGUCGGCAAGUUACCCUACAGGAGAUCGAGGGAGCAAGGGUCAAUGUGUCACGAUACAUGGUCUACCCACAGAGCUACGCGGACCAACAGACAGGGCGCUAA